This is a messenger RNA of Naegleria lovaniensis, 1943 nucleotides long. RefSeq lists its product as uncharacterized. The transcript has a single exon. NCBI's taxonomy places the organism in Eukaryota, Heterolobosea, Eutetramitea, Acrasida, Naegleriidae. The record is from RefSeq and is a predicted model, not a curated record. The annotation marks the transcript as partial.
UGUAUUGUGAAUACUUGAGACUUUACAACUCGAGAGAUGUCGUGAAAGACAUUGAAUUAGUGGCAUCGGCCAUUUCUGAAUACAGCGGGGUUGGCUUAGAAAUUGAAUGGGGCCAAGUUUUUCGUCUGGUUCAUCCUCCAUUCGAUGCCAUUCGAAAAAAUUUGAGCAUGAUGCACUCUGAUCACAAUCAAUCUGCAAUCUUUCUCAAACAAUUUGGUGCUUGCUUGGCUGAGUUGUAUCCUAAUGAAUUGGCUCAAUAUUUCUUUGAACAUUUGAACGUGAUAGGACCUUUUGUGGAACACGUUCCAUAUUUGAUCAGUUCAACUCAAAUUCAACAGCAAAUGGCAUUGUUAUUUCUUUCACAAGAACAGUUAGAUUGGGAGCGUAUCACGAGACUGAUGUCGCAAUACAGCGCUCUCUUUUCAGAGUUGAUUAAAACCAUUUUGGAGAACGUGUCAAGAGAUACUUUGCAACAACUGUGUGGACAUAUCACAACAACCAUAUUAACUGAUCAAAAUCUUGAAAUGAUGAAUGACUAUAUUGGAAUAUUCAAUAAUAUUUCUAAAAACGAUCAAGAAAGGACAACAAGUGAUAAAGAGCUAGUAACACUGGAAUCUUGUAACCAUUCAAUCUCCAAUGAGACGAUAUUUGAAACGGCAGCAGUUCUCAUGUAUUGUGGAAAAAUGGGAAUUCACCAUUUAUUUCAAUUUAUUGCAGAACAACGAAAAGAUGUAAUUGACAAAUUUCCACAAGUAUUUCCUAUGGUUUAUCACUCAAUCACUGAUAUGGGCAAUAUUGAGAAGGUGAAUUUGAGAAGGGAGUUUCACUUGGUGUCACACUCAACCGAAAUUUUGUUAUUCAUUUCGAGACAUUCCAUUUUGAAGAAAUAUUUGAAUUUAUUGGCCUCCAUCUGGUCUAUACCUUCUUCGAGUAUGCAGAACAACUGUCCUAGCUUCUUUAAGGCAAUUACAAGUAUUCAUUUCCAUUUGGAUCGAAUUUCUGUAUUGAAAGAAUAUUCCUUGAGUGAAAAAGACAUUUUUGAAAUGAUUUCACUCUAUGUAUCAAAGAACGCAAUGGGAAAGUUUAGCAACUUGUUUCAUCUUCCCACUUUCACCAUGAAUCAUUUAUUGCAAAUCCCAAACUUGUAUUUGUUUCACACGAAAACCUUUAACAAAAUAGCGAGCUUACGUUUAGUGGUUGAUUUAUUAUGGAACAAUUUUGAAAAGGAUCAAGCCAAAAUCAAAUUUAGGGACUUGUUUUGUUUCAUUCAUGGUCAUCUUUAUCAAAACAAACAUCUCACUCAAGUCAUGAAAUAUUACAAGGGAAAAUAUUUGGAAAUGGUAGAAGAGAUCAUGUAUGACAUGCUGUUGGAUAAUGACAAGUAUUUGAUCAUUUGCUUCUUUGUCAGCAAUUUGUCGGAUACCUCUAUUAGUCUCACGGAUGAAUUGAAACUCGAGUGUUCUAAAGAAUUGUGUGGUGGUCAUGAAUUUGAGGAGCCUAAUUUUGAAUUACGAGAUUUUGAUCGACUGAAACGUGUGUUGUGUGAAAAAUCCAAGUCCACCAUUUCUAAACAACACUUUGAUUCAUGGAAAACGCUCAUACUCUCUAUCAUCAAUGUGGAACAAGCAGACAAUGUUUCUCGUUUACUGAAUGAAAUUGAUCCAAUCCUGAAAAAUCAAAAAGAAUUACAACAACAAUACUUUAAAAUACCGACAGUUUAUGAGACAAAAUUGAGGGACGAGGAAGAACGAGAGAAGAAAGAAAUACGUUUGUCACAAUCCUCUUCUUUGGACUUGUCAAAGAUAUCCUUUUCGUUUGGCAAUUUUUCAUCGACAAAUUCGAAUUUGUUUGAAAAAUUUGCAUCAAUCAAAGAGGAUUCACAAGAAGAGCAAGAAAGUACAGCCACCUCGUUUUCAAUGUUGAAUAUUCAGUUUAAGAACUAG